This is a messenger RNA of Symbiodinium sp. CCMP2592, 687 nucleotides long. NCBI's taxonomy places the organism in Eukaryota, Dinophyceae, Suessiales, Symbiodiniaceae. The record is from the annotation of a GenBank genome assembly.
AUGUUGGGUCUGCACGAGCAGAACUUCGACGAAUGCAAUGCCCCUGACGCGUACCCAAACCGAGGCAUCGAUGCCUUCGUGCACAGCAGGGAGGAAAGUCCAGGAUCUCCGUGGCUUCUCCGCCGGAUGAAUCGGGAGCAAAACGCCAAGAGGACAUCCCCUGGCUUCAAGUUCCUGAAGCUCCUGAAGCAAGUGGGCGGUCAAGAGUUCGAUGACGAUUUGGAAGCCCAACUCCGUGAUGAGAUGGGCCAGCCGGCGAUGGGGAGCUGUGCCAUGCGCUCCUGGUCCGGAUCGACGGAAGACUCUGAGACCGGCCUCAAGGGAUGGCGCCGUCGCUUCCUGAUUGGGGCCCUAUUCCUCACGGUGGUGGCGCUACUUCUGAUGAUCGUGUAUGCUGCUGGGGCAUCGAACCGUUUGAACCUGGUGAACGACUUACGGAAUGCGGUCACACAUGGAGGUCCCCCGCACCUUGGGCAAGACACGGGCCACGAGACCUGGACUUGCCACGCGACAAAUAUCCAGCUUUGGACUCCACAGCAGCGCGAGUGGUGCUGCCAAGAAGAACACGUUGGAUGUGCAGCAACGUCUCUGCCGUUUGAUUGCCUCGAUGGCCUCAGCAUGUUCAAGAAGUGGUCAGCCGAGAAGAGACAGUGGUGCUGCUCAGCCAGAGGCCUUGCGUGCCUCUGA